AUGCUCAGCAUGUCUUCUGGACUAGAAGCUCCCAUCCACCGGGGCGAAAAACUCAGCCUCCAGAAGCCCAUCCUGCGCCAUGUCGUCCUUCCCCCACGGGCACACGAUGCAAACUGUCCCCGCACUGCAGCUGCUGUUGCCGCCAGCUCCCCGCCUGCGUGGUCAAGGCACUUUUUUGCCGUGCCAGAUAGUCUUCUUGAAGAUAAUCAUUCCACCCCACAGACUCCGCGUGAGCGGCCCACGCGAACAUCCAUUCGUCCAGUGUAUACGGGCCGCACUCCUGUGCCGACAAGAAGCAGCCGCAAGCCUCAGAGCGGUCAGAGACGGCGCCGAGGCGUCCGUUCGGCUGCGGCCAUGAUAAUUCCCCCGCCAUCAAGUUAA
Messenger RNA from Trypanosoma cruzi, 381 nucleotides. RefSeq lists its product as uncharacterized. The record is from RefSeq and is a predicted model, not a curated record. NCBI's taxonomy places the organism in Eukaryota, Euglenozoa, Kinetoplastea, Trypanosomatida, Trypanosomatidae. The transcript has a single exon. The coding region runs from base 1 to 381 and encodes 126 amino acids.